AUGGAAGAAGAUGUAUUAUCGACGCUGUACAUGCCAAUCGUCUCUCCACCGACCCCGGCACCGUCUCCUCGUCCCGCAUUCGCUUCUCUCUCUCUCGGUCCUUCACUCAGCGACCCAGUCUAUCCAUGUCGUCGCGAGUUUGCGUCCUUAACCCCAUCCCUCCGCCGUCAAUACCUCUCCGCCAUUCUCACAGAAUGUUCACCGUCCGAGCUGCUCUUCGUAUCCACCACGAUCGCUCCACUGCUGAAACGCGAUUUUCUACAUGACUUGCCGCCUGAGAUUGCACUACAUGUGCUCAGUUUCGUCGACGACCCCAAGACGCUGGCGCGAGCCAGCCAGGUGAGCAAGUACUGGAAUUAUCUGCUCGACGAUUCGUGGCUUUGGCGGAGGAUGUGCGUUACGCACGGCUUCGAAACGGAUAACGAAUCCCAGAGUCCAGGGCGAAUGCUGCGCGGUGCGAGCGAAGCCUUGGCAAGCUCCUCCAAACGAGCUGUUUACUACCCGACAAACACGGUGUUGCCCUUCGCGCUUCGCAGUCAUUCGUUUGACAGCGCGUUUUCGUACCGCCAGCAUUUCAAGUAUGCGUAUGUCACAAACACCAACUGGCUUCACGGCGGAAGGCUCCUCCGUAGUCACCGUGUACCCCUUCUUUCUCCGACCCAACAGCCCACAGCGCAACCUGCGCCCAACGUACCCGGUGUGCCAGCGCUCUCCUCCGCAAUACCGACCUCUGUCGCGGUUGAUGCGAAUUGGGUCGUGGUCGGGCUCGCGAACAGCCGUAUACACGUCUUCAGCGCGAAGACGGGGGUGCUGAGCCGCACACUAGUAGGGCACGAGUCGGGCGUGUGGGCGGUCGCAUUGAUCAAGGGCGGCGGGGCUCACGGUGGGGCGGGCGGUGAUGGGGCGGAUGUGGAAGAGGCGGUCAGCAGCGGUGAGGAGGAUCUACAUGAUGCCCCCCCGGGUCCGGAUCAGUAUGUCCCACACACGCUCCGCUUUGCACUCGGCCUCGACCAGGUACAUCCCCGCCGCCGGUCAUCGUCCCAGGCGAUACAUGGGAGGCCCUCUAUGUGGCAGCCGUGGCAGGACAAGCCGAGUGAUCCGUCCGGCGCGUCUGACGGGUGGGGCCAACCGAACGCGCUUGUGGUGAGCGGUGGGUGCGAUAAGGAGCUGCGGGUUUGGGAUGUCAAAUCUGGCUACUGCAUCUACGUCCUGCGCGGACACACGUCGACGAUCCGCUGCCUGAAGAUGCUGCACGGGCGGCCGCUUGCGGUGUCGGGUUCGCGGGACCGGACGGUGCGGGUGUGGGAUGUGCAGCGGGGGACGCAGGUGCGGGUGUUCUCGGGGCAUGAGCAGAGUGUGCGCUGCCUGGACGUGUGCGGGAGCCGGGUGGUGAGCGGGAGCUACGACUGCACGUGCCGGCUAUGGGACGUCGACACGGGCGAGUGCCUGCACGUCCUCCGGGGACACUUCCACCAGAUCUACUCAGUCGCGUUCGACGGGGUGCGCAUUGCGUCGGGGGGGCUGGACACGACAGUGCGCGUGUGGGACGCGAAGACCGGGACGUGCCUGGCACUGUUGCAGGGACACACCGCACUGGUGUGCCAGCUGCAGCUGUCGCCGACGAUGCUCGCAACGGGCGGGUCGGACGGACGAGUGAUCACGUUCUCGCUCGAGUCGUCGUUCUCGGUCGUGCAGCGGCUCGCAGCGCACGACAGCUCGGUGACGGGCCUGCAGCUCGACGAGCGGUUCCUGGUCACGAGCGGGAACGACGGGCGGGUGCGCCUGUUCCAGUUCGGGGCAGGCGGGCGGUGCGAAUACGUGCGCGAGCUGAGCGAGCCGAGCGAGAGCGUGUGGAAGGUCGCGUACACGCGCGAGACGUGUGCCAUUAUGUGCAAGCGCGCGGGGAAGACCGUCAUGGAGAUCUGGAGCUUCAAGCCGAAGGCGGAUGUGUGA
Sparassis crispa is the source of this 1953-nucleotide messenger RNA. RefSeq names its product WD40 repeat-like protein. The record is from RefSeq and is a predicted model, not a curated record. Gene Ontology annotation, molecular function: protein binding. The coding region runs from base 1 to 1953 and encodes 650 amino acids. The transcript is spliced from 4 exons. NCBI's taxonomy places the organism in Eukaryota, Fungi, Basidiomycota, Agaricomycetes, Polyporales, Sparassidaceae.